Molecule: messenger RNA, 1701 nt
Organism: Trichophyton rubrum CBS 118892
Lineage: Eukaryota; Fungi; Ascomycota; Eurotiomycetes; Onygenales; Arthrodermataceae
Exons: 4
Coding region: 1-1701 (566 amino acids)
Biological process (GO): positive regulation of transcription by RNA polymerase II
Cellular component (GO): nucleus
Molecular function (GO): DNA-binding transcription factor activity, RNA polymerase II-specific; transcription cis-regulatory region binding; zinc ion binding
Source: RefSeq, a predicted model, not a curated record
AUGCAAUGCCACACCUGUCGCAAGAGAAGAGUGCGCUGCGACGGCGCUGUCCCCGCGUGCCAAAAGUGCUGCGACCGCCAGCUCGACUGUCUGGGCUACGGCAAGCAGAAGCCUCUCGUCUGGCUGGCGGGCGGCGGACACCAGAACGCCUUUCUCUGCGACCGCCAGAAGGCCAGGAAGAAGGGCAGGCCGCGUCUCGUAGUCGACGGUCCUAGUCCUUCUCAAGAUACCAAAGAUGAAGAUCAAGAUGUCAAAGAUGUCGCUGUCGUGGUGGCGCCAAAGGCCGUCCCAGAGUCGAUGAUGUUCUCCUACCCGGCGGAGAUCCAGAAGGUCGUCCGCACCAUCUGGUACUACGAGCAUGAGCUGGUGCCUGAUCUCGAUCCGAUCAACCACGUCGACGUCAAGGCCGCCGAGGAUCCAACGGCCUGGCAGGACGAGCUCGCCUCCAUCCUCUGGCACGUCCUCAUCUGCGCCGUCGACACCCACAAGGCCAUCCGCUCGCAGUCAGACGUCGACGCGGGAGUAGAGCUCCAGGUCGGCCGCGAGGUCUACCGCUCCAAGUCCCAGACCCUCAGGCGCAUCGGCAGGAACAUCGCGGACCCGGCAACUCGCAUCUCAGACGUCACUCUCGUCGGCGUCCUGACCCUCUUCAUGGCCGAGACGCAGCUGUCGGCGGUUGGGCCAUGGCAGACGCAUUUCGAGGGAGCAUGCCAUAUCAUCCGCAUGCGUGGAGGAGUCAGUGCCAUCGCCAGACACAGCGCCGGCUUGAACUCCCUGCUCACCUUCUUCAUGAUUGCCGACGUGAUGAGCUAUACCACUAUAUCCUCGUCUCUCCCCAUGCUCGACGCAAGGCGGCAGCUCGAGUACACUGAUGUCAUACAGGAGGUCUACCAGGACGGCUCGGGGACAUGCAUCCCUUGUCCCAACCAGCUCUUCGACGCCAUCAUCCGCAUCAACCACCUCAGAGCCCUGGCUGAGUCGUGCUCUAGUCCAGCCAUCAUAGAACUACAAGACCUGGACCGGGAAGACGGAUCUCCAUCAAGUUCUACCAGCUCAACUACCUCUCUCAAAGCAUCUGUUCAUGCAUUACUACAAGAUAUCUUAUCCUUCCCCAUUGCUUCAUGGGCAGAUAGCAUGCAUCAACAAACGGUCACUCGACAGCAAGCUGCAUACAGCAGGUCAGAUCCCAAAAAGGCCUUCCUGCGUCCAGACAGGGCAGACUGGGUGCGCAUAGCCAGUAUAUACCAUGCUGCCACCGCCAUCUACUGCGUCAGAAGCCUCGGCCAGCUCCUCGACCCAGACCAACUACUCCACGUCUCAUUCCCUUCAACUACUUCCACAGCUUCAUACGUGUCCAUGUCCGACAUCCUCCUCGUGGCCAGGAAGAUUCUGCGGGAGAAACUGCGAGAAGUCCUGCUUACGGUCUCCGAUCCCCGCAAGUCCUUUGUCAAAGUCAUGCUCUGGCCCAUGUUUGUGGCCGGCGUCGAGGCUGCGGUGGACUGCCAGCCGGAGACUGUGCAGUUUAGAUCACUGCUGGAAUCAGUCCUGCGGCGGCUGUGUCGCUCCCUCGGCACUUUGAGCAUCUGUGGCCUGCGCAGUUUCUUGCUUUCUCUCUGGGAACAUGCUCGACUUCACCCGCAUCUCUGGUCGUGGAGCGAGCUCAUGGCCCUCUCGCCUGGUCGAAGCGUCUUCUUCAUGUAG